This is a messenger RNA of Eruca vesicaria subsp. sativa (arugula), 723 nucleotides long. Lineage: Eukaryota; Viridiplantae; Streptophyta; Magnoliopsida; Brassicales; Brassicaceae. The record is from the annotation of a GenBank genome assembly.
CUUUGUUCAAAUUGACUCCGUUGAUAUCAUCUUUUAGUUUCUUUGAUUGAUUGGGUAAGUUGCUGAAUUCACAAUAAUAAGUAUUGUCUGUUUAGACAAAAUAUCUAUAUACAUGUGACUUGCUUGAAAAGUAUCAUGUUUGUGACUAAAUCAAUAGCUAAAAUAUUUAAAAUAUAUAUAAACAAUGGUUUUUAUUACAGCUAACGACAAAUUCCGUAUUGGCUUAUAUAUAGGAGACCAAAACAUUUUCAACUCUGUUUCGACCCUUUUGGUAUGGAAGUUUCGCGAGCCAAUCCCACACCGGAGAAUACCUCCGAUCCGCUUAUCGGUGACUCUCCUUGCUGUUCCUGCCUCACCUUGGGGCCCUCGUGGUGGCAGCGGAAGACGAUCGGUUUAGACAGCAACCACCGCCACGAGCCACGGUGGUGGAUACGUGCGAUUCUGAAGAUCCGAGAGUGGUCGGAGAUCGUAGCUGGGCCACAGUGGAAGACUUUCAUCCGUCGGUUUAACCGAGAUCAACGCCGUGGCCGCGCCUGGGACAACAGCGCCAGACACAAGUACGAUACUUUGAGUUACAAGUUGAAUUUCAAGGAUGAGGGCGAAGACGAAGACGACGAUGAAGCUGGAUUCGGUGGAUUCCGGAGCUUCUCGAUGCGCUACGCUUCUGUCCCCGUUGUUUUUGGUAAAGCUCCGGCCGUUAUCGGCGUUGACUCCAUGAAAUAA